CGAACAUCUGGCAGUUACGGAUGUAAACAAUGGAGGGCUUUCGUCUUGUCACUUUUGCCUUAUUUGUCCUCAACGAAUGUGUUUUUUCCUUCGAUAUUACUGGCGGUUUCUUUGGUCGGCAGCCAAAGCAUCCAAAUCUCCGCUACUAUGAAGUCAUUGAUUCCGCAGCCUUCAAUCACCAUGUUGUUAAGAGAGGAAUUAAAGAGAGCAAUCAUCGCUUCAAUAAGAUAAAAGAAGUCCAAUUCAGUGCUUUAGGAAGGGAUUUCCGCUUGAUUCUCAAUCCCCGGAAAGGACUUCUUCACUCACAGUUCAAAGCAUAUGCCAUAGAUGGUGCAGGAAAUGAGAAGAUCAUUCAUGUGGACCAUGAGAACUUUUACGAAGGCCGUGUGUUUGGAGAGAAGAUGUCGGAAGUGUCAGCCCACCUGGAGGAUGGAGUCAUGACAGCAACCAUACACACUCCUGAUGACACAUACCAUGUAGAGCCAUCAUGGAGACAUAUACCAGAUGCCAAAGACGAUUCAAUGAUCGUGUAUCGAGGAUCAGAUGUGAAGUACAGCUGGGAAGACAACCAUCCGACUCUCAAAGGACAUAAAAUGUGUGAUUACGUCAAGGAAGGAAAUGAAACAACAGAGAUGGAUGAAGAAGAAGAAUGGAUAGAAGGUUAUGAGCCUCCCAUCGAAAGCAUUCCUGAGACUCUGCCUGAGGAGCUCAGCCCCAAAAGGAGAGUCAAGAGACAACAGGCAGAACCUUACAACUUCAAUGGGGACAAGACACGAUGUCCGCUGUUACUAGUGGCUGAUUACCGCUUCUUCAGGGAAAUGGGUGGCUCUAACUAUAAGACCACAGUCAACUACCUGAUCAACCUCAUUGAUCGUGUGGACAAAAUCUAUGAAAACACUGUUUGGAAGGAUGGGGUAGACACAGCAGAUUUUUCUGGCAUGGGCUUUGUCAUUAAAAAGAUUUUAGUGCACCAGGAAUGGUCACCUGUAGGUUCUAACCAAGUUCACUAUAAUAUGGAACGCAGCUCAUGGGAUGUGCGUAACCUCUUGGAGGUGUUUAGCCGAGAGUACUCCCAUAAGGAUUACUGCUUGGCGCAUCUCUUCACCGACAUUAAGUUUGAAGGGGGAAUCUUGGGCCUUGCUUAUGUAGGAUCUCCUCGCAGGAACUCAGUUGGUGGAAUCUGCACUCCAGAAUACUUUAAGAAUGGACACACUCUCUACCUGAACUCCGGCCUGAGUUCAUCCAGGAACCACUAUGGGCAGAGAGUGAUCACUCGUGAGGCAGAUCUUGUCACCGCACACGAGUUUGGACACAACUGGGGCUCAGAGCAUGACCCAGACCGACCAGAGUGCAGCCCCAGUGCCAGUCAAGGAGGAUCAUAUCUCAUGUACACAUAUUCUGUGUCUGGUUAUGACAUUAACAACAAGAGGUUCUCCCCAUGCAGUCUGAGAGCAAUCCGUGCUGUCUUAGUAGCUAAGUCCUCUCGCUGCUUCACUGAGCCAGAAGAGAGUUACUGUGGCAACCAGCGUGUAGAAGGCCAAGAGCAAUGUGAUGCAGGACUAGUAGGUCAGGAUGAUGUAGACUUGUGUUGUGACAAGCACUGCAAACUGAGGGAUGGGGCAACCUGCAGUGAUCGUAACUCGCCCUGCUGCCACGGCUGCCAGUACAUGAGUCAGGGCGUAAAAUGUAGGGAGCAACAGCCAGCUACAUGCGAGAAUGAGUCCAGGUGUCUCGGCACUACAGCAGUCUGCCCCAAAGCCAAACCCAUGGAUGAUGGCACUCCAUGCAUUGAGAAGGGCCAGUGCCACCAGGGAUCCUGCCUUCCCUACUGUGAGACACAGGAGAUGCAGAGCUGCAUGUGUGAUACCAUUGAUGACGCUUGUAAAAGGUGCUGUCGCAAGACACUAAAUGACACCUGCUUCCCCGUCAUGCCCUUGGAUAUUCUCCCAGAUGGAACUCCUUGUAUUCAUGGGUUUUGUAACAAGGGGAAGUGUGAGAAGACGGUGCAGGAUGUUGUAGAACGUUUCUGGGACAUCAUAGAGGACAUUAAUAUUAACACUGUACUGAUGUUCUUGCGGGACAAUAUUGUAGGGACAGUCAUCAUCAUCUCUGUCAUCAUCUGGGUUCCAGCAUCAUGCAUUUUCAGUUAUGUUGAUCGCCGUCGACAAGAGGACUACUGCAAAUAUGUCCGUUGGUAUUAUAGCAAUGAGCUUAUUCACCCAACUGACAGUGUUCGCAUUAUAGACAGCAAACGUACACGGAUACAUGAGCCUGGCCGUGUCCAAGAAGCAACUAACCGUGUGCUAGAGUCUGGUGGGCGUCCACACGACCCAGGGACACGAGCACACGACACGAGAGAUCCUCCUGAAGGUGCAGAAAGCCGCCAGAAUCUCAAUACUCCUCAAUGCCCUCCAGUGUCACAGCACUACACAAGUGCCAUGUAGUUGUGUGACUGUGGAUUUCGUUUGGAGAAAUGGUGAUAUUAUUUUUUAAUCCAGAAGAAUUCUUUUGGAAAGAAUGUAGGACUUUCAUGUGACUGCCAAUUUUACACUUUUAGAUUUAACAGUUCCUGGAGUAGUCCAUAUCAAAUCAGUCCUUUUUGAUAAAGCUGUAUAUACAAAAAGCAUUUGAGAACAGUAGUCACAAUCUGAAGAAUCAGCAAGACCCAGAUAUUUUCUAACUUUUGAAAAUUGAUAGACAUUCAGUGUAGAUUAGUGGGCAGCACCAACAGCUAACACACAUGAUCAUCCAUUGUGCUGAAGUAGCUGACAGCAGUGUAGAUGAUAAGUAGAAGGGCAUUAGGUCACUAUCAGGGAUCUCAUAGUAGCUUGGAGUUUGGAGCAUGGAGUGAACCAUGUCAUUGUGGAAAUGUUUGUUAAAGUAUUUUGUUCAUGGUUACUACCAGUAUUUAUAAUGAUCGUGCAAACCAAAGUUUCACUCACUUCAUUGAUCUCAGUAUUUACUAAGGAAUCAAUAUUUUUUACACCAAUUUAAAGUUACAUAAACCAAUAUAUACUUAUAAAAAGAUAACUUAUUAAUGCCAAAUAUUUUACUUCAGAAACAUUGUAACACAAGCACACACCUAGAUAGAUAAAUAAAAAGAUAACUUAUUAAUGCCAAAUAUUUUACUUCAGAAACAUUGUAACACAAGCACACACCUAGAUAGAUAAAUAAAAAGAUAACUUAUUAAUGACAAAUAGUUUACUUCAGAAACAUUGUAACACUAGCACACACCUAGACAUUUCAUAAUAACAUUCCAGAUAUUCUAAGUAUUAAGGCAUAUUAACUCAUAUUUCAGGAAUUUCUGCGGUUGUGACAUUUCUUUAAUUUGUUAGAAAAUCUUUUAGAAAAUUUGUUUGGAAUGAAAUUAUGUGGAAUACAACUAGUUACGAAACUUUAUCUUUAUUGCCAUUUGGCGAUGUCAUUUGUUUCUUGGUAGAAUUAUUAAAAGAUGUUAAGGUGAGCUUUUAUCCAUUAUUAAGAUAAUAUGUAACAUAUGUAGACAUCUUCAGCUAAGAGGCAGUUACAGUAAUUAUAGGAUUUAAGUUGAUGUAAUUCUAGGGUUUAUUGUUUGAUAUUUAUGUAUCAGAAUUGUAAAUGAGAUUUUCAAUUUGAAAAUAUUGAAUAUUUGAUUUUGUAAUUGUAUGAAACUAAUAACAUUCUUUACUGAUUGGUGAUGAGAGAUAUGCUAUCACAUAAUGGCAAAUAAUUAUAGACUAUAGGAUGACACCUCAUUGUAUCAUAAGUCAGUAUUCCAAUCACCAAGAUGAGGUCGUGAACCUUCCUGUGACAGGCAAUCGCCCAAGCGCAGAAUGGCGCACAGGAAUGUAUUCCCGUCCUUGCAUGACAUUGCCCAUUCUGUAAGUUUAAUGCAUCUAAAGACUAAUAGAUGCUAUAUGUGUUUUAAGUAGUAUCCCUGUAGUUAAGUUUUUGCCAUUUAGACUAAUGUUCUGUCCUAGAAAAGGUCCAUCAAUGGAAGUCUUGCAGUGUACAUAAUUCAUAACCUUUCAGUGGACAUAUUCUCUAAGUACCCUUUUCUUUUAAAUCAGUAUUCUCAUCUUCUUUAUAAAAAUCAUAUUAAUUGUCCAGUUGUACUUGGCUUGAAGACAUCUUUGCCUUACAGUAUUGGCCAUCAUGGUAGGAUUAAUUAAUAUAUGAUCAUUUAUGUUAAUAGUGUAACAUUUUGCUUGAUUAUGUUAUCAGUGUGACAGAUCACAAUGGCAAUAAGAUAUGCAGUACUCCUCAGAACUGUGAGUAGAGAAUGUGUUAAAGUAUGAAGUGACAAGAAUUUCCUAACAAUGGAGAAGGGACACUUGCCAAUGUACUAUUGGAAUUCCUAGAGCAUUGUUUUUUUUUCUUUCCCCCACCAAGUAUAAUAAAGUCUGCUAAAAAAUACUGAAAAUAUACUCAUUUAGUCUUUUUAUAUUUGCAUUUUGUUUUUUAUAUAAUAUAAACAUAAUUUGAAGCUUUACAUAAUUUUAAAUACCACCUUCCAUUCUGAGGACAGUUUAUGAAACUGACAAAUAUAGAAAAAAAAAAUUCCAAUAGUAUUCAUUUUUCUUAGAUAUAAUUUCCUACACUCUGCUUUUCGUAUUUGUGCUGGAAAAGAGGCAGCCAUCUACUCUGCUUAAAAACUUCUUCAGUCUACCCUGAUUCAGAAAAGUGCAGCAGAAAAGGAUAUAG
Messenger RNA from Penaeus indicus, 4683 nucleotides. It is a transcript of the gene Tace, whose product is annotated as ADAM 17-like protease. The record is from RefSeq and is a predicted model, not a curated record. Gene Ontology annotation, cellular component: plasma membrane. Gene Ontology annotation, molecular function: metalloendopeptidase activity. Bases 30 to 2444 code for a protein of 804 amino acids. The transcript is spliced from 12 exons. Gene Ontology annotation, biological process: Notch signaling pathway; membrane protein ectodomain proteolysis. Lineage: Eukaryota; Metazoa; Arthropoda; Malacostraca; Decapoda; Penaeidae.